This is a messenger RNA of Alternaria novae-zelandiae, 3072 nucleotides long. RefSeq lists its product as uncharacterized. The record is from RefSeq and is a predicted model, not a curated record. Lineage: Eukaryota; Fungi; Ascomycota; Dothideomycetes; Pleosporales; Pleosporaceae. The coding region runs from base 1 to 3072 and encodes 1023 amino acids. The transcript is spliced from 2 exons.
AUGUGCCCAGUGGAUGAUUUCAGAGAAACUUAUCAGUAUGUCAGCGUCAAGUUGGCUUACUUUAACAUCGAGCCCCUGCUCGAAAAGAGACUGAGCAUGCACUAUCGCGACAUCCAGCCAGAGGCCACGAACCGCAUUGCUGAACAUAUCGAGUCGAAAGCUGGUGGCAACAUAACACUUGCAUUAUUGUAUCUGGAAGAUGUUUUUACCCGGGACGAGGUCGCUACUUUCAACAUAGAUCGGAUCGAUGACAGGCUGCCCAGGGAUGUCAUUGCUUAUUUCGACACCGAGAUGAGCUUCAUCGAGCGCAAGCCGGAACCAGAGCGUUUACCUCCGCUACAUGCAAUUGCUGUCGCUGCGCACCAUUCGAAUGGCAUUUCCCUGGAAGAAUUGGAGCAGUGUAUAAGUCUUGCUCAGAGAACUUGCUUGAGCAUAGAUUAUCCCAGAUCUGUUGAAGACGUCUUUACUGCAGCAAAUGGAUGGCUUACAGAUCUUCGCACUGUAGACCGGAAAGUGGAUAUAUGCUGCCAACCCGCCUUCCCUCUGUAUGUAAAAGAGAAGUACAAUGAUUCGUUGGAACGGGCGAGACGCCGAGUCGAUUCUGCAGCUGAGGGAAGACCUGGUGCUGUCUUAUCUCAUCAGUUCCAAGAGACAUCCUCAUCAGACCAAACACCUGAUCUCUUGGGAAGCACAUUCGACACAUUGGCAAGCGAAAGGCCUCUCCUAACACCGCUCACGAGCCUCGAACAUAGCCUUGGCAUCCGCGAGCCGGAGGAUACGUACGAUCGGACUUUAUUCCUUGACAAGGACGAUGAACUAGUCCAAUCGCCUCCUAGAAUGAACAGCGCCGAGUAUGUACCGGGUAUGUCUCGGGGUAUCUUUCAGGACCAUGAGCCCAGAAGAAAGGUCACGCAAGCGGAAACGGCAUCAAAACAGUCGCCAAUGGGCGUAUGUGACUUUUGCAUCAGUAGUGUGUUAGACUCCGCUGCAUCUUCCGGUCAACAUCGAGCCUCGAUAGAUGGUGCAAAUAUCGCUUUGAACCAGUGCACAUUUUGCACAUCGCUUUACGCCAACAUGGAGCACUUCCUAUCGAACACUGAAGACUGGCCAUUGUAUCACUGGACCCUUCGAGCGCUACCACGCGGCAGGGAGCUAAGAGGAUCGAUGAUGCUGCGGUUUCGGUCUUCUCAUCCGAAAUUUACAACCAAGUCUUUCCGAUUCCUACCAGGGAACGAUCUACAUGUGCCUGCGCCUGAGGAUCUAUCAGAAACAACAGAUCCAGAACUCAGUGGAGGGACUCAGAUCAACAAAUGGAUGGACACUUGUAUGCGCGAUCAUCAAGACUGCAGCAACUAUUGGCAAGACCAGCGAUCCAAACCCUCCUUCUUACCGACACGACUUCUGGAUGUUGACACUGGAGAUGACAAGGUCAUCCGCUUAGUAGAUACCAAAACGACCAAAGCCAAGGGCCCCUACUGCACGUUGAGUCACGCUUGGGGACCACGAGAGAAGCCGUUCCUCACUACCACCGUGUGGAACAUGGCGAAGCAUCUGAUCACAGGCAUUACUCUAGACGAGCUUCCACGUAACUUCCAACACGCAAUACAUGUUACCCGCUUCUUGAAGGUGCGGUACAUCUGGAUUGACAGUCUCGCGAUCGUGCAGGAACCCCUUGGUGACUUUGCAAAAGAAGCCGAUCUCAUGCACAGGGUGUAUCGCUACUCGCAUUGCAAUAUCGUUGCAGCGGACUCGAAGGAUGCAUACGGCGGCCUAUUCAGGACGCGAAAACCUCACGAAAUCCUUCCGGUCACAUACCAGGGGACCGAUGCGCGUCAUCAUUUGGGGGAGAAGAGUUGGACGAUUGUUCCGGCGGAUCUCUGGGAAAAAGAACUUCUGAGCUCCAUCAUAUAUGGCCGUGCAUGGGUCUUCCAAGAACGCAUUCUCUCUCCUCGCAUCCUCCACUUCACAAAGCGUCAAAUAUUUUGGGACUGCGGCACGCUCUCAGCCUGCGAAGUAUUCCCAAAAGGACUUCCCUUUCCUCUCGACCACGAAGCGAGCACAGAUCGACACUGGAGAGGACGGCUAGCCAGAAGCACAGUCUCAUCGAACGCCUUGGUCGGCGUCAUCGACAACGAAAGCUCCUAUACUUUCUGGAUGUCCGCAGUUCAAAACUACACGGAAUGCGAACUGACCAAUCAAGGCGACAAGACAAUCGCCAUCUGGAGUAUCGCAAAACUGCUACGCGAUUUUAUGAGCGAGCAAUACGCUGUGGGUAUGUGGUCUGGAGCGCUCGAGGAGCAACUGACUUGGAGAGUGCGGGAUACAAAAGCAUGUAAGAGGAUGCCGGAGCUAGACGCCAAUAUCCCCAGCUGGUCUUGGGCAAGUAUCAAGGGUGCCGUUGUGCCUCAACACCGACUAGCCAAACGACCAUACAAGAUUACAGAUCACGAUGGAGCUGCUGUCAGAUUCACGGUCAAAGAAGAAACUAGGCAAGGCGACAAGGAGCCUAUAUUAGAGAGCAGAACACUGGCACUGAAGGCCCACAUCAACUUUGGGCGACUGGUCAAAGGGCAAGAAGACCAAUACCGUCUCCAUUUCCCGAGCAAGAUCUCUACCGACACCGUUGAAGUAGAUGCCUUCCUCGACACUCCACUAGCGACUACAUGCAUCGACCCAGAGCACUGCGCAUUCAUCAUCCUCGCCGCAUCCGCCACUCCAAACCCCACCAACACUCCCCACCUACCCCAACCUUCUUCCCCCAAAGCGCGCCAGACGUACUCCGGUGUAGGUCUCCUCCUCAUCAAACACACUUCCUGGAUCUCUGGGCAGGAACGGCUGUACCAAGAAUACAAAAGCGCACUAGCAGGCGUAGAACCGUCUCGAGAACAAAGAUGGCGCCUGGAUGCCUUCGAGAAACUCAUGUUGCAGCAGUCAGAGAGAAUCAUGAAGAUGGGAGGAAAGAUUGGAAGCGUGUAUCGGCGAAUGGGAGCGCUGCAGUUUCGCGACAUGGAUGAGCGGGCUUUCAAUGAGAUGACGGAUGCCAGGCAUCGGGAGGAUAUUUGGUUGGAGUGA